Messenger RNA from Parascedosporium putredinis, 924 nucleotides. NCBI's taxonomy places the organism in Eukaryota, Fungi, Ascomycota, Sordariomycetes, Microascales, Microascaceae. The record is from the annotation of a GenBank genome assembly.
AUGUCCAACAUCACCGAUGCCAACUGCACCCUCGACCUCUGCCCCAUCGAGUACUCCGUCUACCGCUACCGCCCCAGCCUAGCCGCCAACAUCGCUUUUGCCGCCAUCUACGCCAUUGCCCUCGCCAUCCAUGCCUACCUCGGCUUCCGCUGGCGCCAGGUCUGGUUCGCCUCCUGCAUGGUCAUCGGCUGCCUCGUCGAGAUCAUAGGCUAUGUCGGCCGCAUCCUGAUGCACGGCAACCCCUUCAUGUUUGCCGGCUUCAUGACCCAGAUUGUCUUCAUCACAUCCGGUCCCAUCUUCUACACCGCCGCAAUCUACAUCACCCUCUCCAAAGCCAUCUCCAACUUCUCCCCUGACCUCGCCCGCAUCCGCCCCUCCCUCUACUACUGGAUCUUCAUCCCCGCCGACGUCGUCUGCCUCAUCCUGCAAGCCGCCGGCGGCGCCCUCUCCACCAUCUCCUCCGGCUCCAACCAGACCGGCAUCGACCUCGCUUUCGCCGGCCUCAUCCUCCAAGUCGUCGUCAUCGCCACCUUUUGCUUCCUCUUCGCCGACCACAUGAUUCGCUCCUACCGCCGCGGCCGCGCCUUCGCCGCUGCCGCUGCCACUUCCGACUCCGAGUACCCCGCUGCCGCCCCCGACUCCUCUUCUGCCGAGCCCGAGCCGUGGCGCAUGAACGCCUUCCUCGGCGGCCUCGCCUCUGCCAUCCUACUCAUCCUCGCCCGUUGUGUCUUCCGCUGCUACGAACUACGAGAGGGCUACUCUGGCUCUACCAUGUCCGAGGAGGGCCUCUUUAUCGGUCUCGAAGGUGUCCUCAUUGUCGUCGCCGUUGCCGCUUUGGGCUUUGGCCACCCGGGUCUUGUGUUCGAUAGGAAGAAUCGCUCUGUCAAUGGCCGCCCCGUAGAGAAGCUUGGCGUCGCUAUUUAG